AUGGAGAAUUUGAUCAAAUCGAAAGAAUAUUGGAGCUUGAUCGAAGAUGGAGUUGUGGUAGCACCUGCAAAUGCUACAGCAGCGCAACUUCAAGCAGCUAAUAAAAGCAAAUUAAAGGAUCUGAAGGUAAAGAAUUACCUAUUUCAAUCUAUAGAUCGUUCUAUUCUUGAAACAAUUCUCGAACGCAACACAUCCAAACAGAUAUGGGAUUCAAUGAGAACGAAAUAUCAGGGUUCAACAAAAGUAAAGAGGGCUCAAUUGCAGAGUCUAAGGCGUGAUUUUGAAGUUCUUUGUAUGAAAGAUGAUGAAUCAGUGGAUGAAUUCUUUACCAGAACCCUAGCUAUAGCUAACAAGAUGACUGCACAUGGUGAAAGAAUGUCUGAAAGCACAAUUGUUGAGAAAAUCUUGAGAUCUAUGACAUCAAGAUUUGACUAUGUGACUUGUGCAAUUGAAGAAUCUCAUGAUGUGACCACUAUGUCUGUAGAUGAACUGCAAAGCAGCUUGCUUGUUCAUGAAGGCAAGAUGAAAAUCCAUAAGAUCAUAGAGGAGGAGCAAGCUCUCAAGAUUUCAAACCAUGGAAGAGGCAAUAACAAUAAUCAAAGAGGUAGAGGCCGUGGUCCAUCAAGGGGUCGUGGCAGAGGGAGGACUAAUUCUAAUACUUCAAAAGAUUUUAGAGAAACUAUGAAAUUGGGUGAUAACUCUACUAUGCAAGUAAUGGGAAAAGGGAAUAUUAAACUGUAUCUAGCAGGAAAGAUUAGCAUAAUCACUGAUGUGCAUUACCUCCCUGAGUUGAAGAACAAUUUGCUAAGUAUAGGACAGUUGCAACAGAAGAAUAUAACUGUUGUGUUUAGUAAAAAUAUUUGCAAAAUAUUUCAUGAAGAUAAGGGGUUGAUUGUGUCUACUGAAAUGACAGCCAAUAGAAUGUACAUUCUUCUUGCACCUAUGAUAUUACCAACAUGCUUUCAAACAGUUAAAGAUGAUGGAUAUCUAUGGCAUUGUAGAUAUGGUCAUCUCAAUUUCAAAGGUCUAGACACUACAAGAAAAACGCAAUUUAUUGGCGGCCAAAAACCGCCAGAAACAAGGAAAAACCGCCAGAAACAGCUAAAUUAG
Trifolium pratense (red clover) is the source of this 1110-nucleotide messenger RNA. RefSeq lists its product as uncharacterized. Bases 1 to 1110 code for a protein of 369 amino acids. The record is from RefSeq and is a predicted model, not a curated record. Lineage: Eukaryota; Viridiplantae; Streptophyta; Magnoliopsida; Fabales; Fabaceae. The transcript has 2 exons.